AUGAACCUAAAAAUAGAAAAUUAUCCCAACAAAAGUCAAUACUAUAAAGCCGUUCGAUUAAGUUUUGCCAAGUAUGAUGAAACCGGUAAAAUUUAUACUACGGCAGCCGAAAUAAAUUUCUGCCCUUACUGCCAGCAAGCCUUAGAAAUCCAAGAAGGAAAAAGAAUUUGUCAUAACCCUUGUUGGGACAAAGCCCAAAUGAGUAAAAUCAAGCAGGCUCACCGAGAAGAAAUCAAAAAAUAUGGUGAAUGUCGGAUUGCUAAUUGUGAAAAAUGCUUACUAAACCGUCAAAAAGAGGAAGAAUGUCGGAAACAUGGCGAAGAAGCCAGUCGAAAAGCCAAAGAACUCAAAGCCCAGCGGAGAGCCGAAAAAGAAGCCUUAGCCAAGGAAAGGAGUAACAAGAAUUUAGGGAAAAAGAGGGGUUAA
Molecule: messenger RNA, 426 nt
Organism: Ambispora leptoticha
Lineage: Eukaryota; Fungi; Glomeromycota; Glomeromycetes; Archaeosporales; Ambisporaceae
Source: the annotation of a GenBank genome assembly